AUGAAGCUGAUCAUACUGAAUGACUACGACCAGGCAAGCGAGUGGGCUGCCAAGUACAUCAGAAACAAGAUACUGAACUUCCAACCUGGACCCAAUAAGUUCUUCACAUUAGGACUCCCCACAGGCAGCACUCCUUUAGGAUGUUACAAGAAGCUGAUUGAAUACCACAAAAAAGGCGAAAUCUCCUUUGAGUUUGUGAAAACCUUCAACAUGGACGAAUAUGUCGGACUUCCUAGAGAUCACCCUGAGAGCUAUCACUCCUUCAUGUGGAACAAUUUCUUCAAGCACAUCGAUAUAAGAGCAGAGAACACCCACAUUCUAGAUGGAAAUGCUGCCGACCUUGAAGCAGAGUGCAACUCCUUUGAGGAAAAGAUAAAGCAGGCCGGAGGGAUUGAGCUUUUUGUGGGAGGGAUUGGACCUGAUGGCCACAUCGCUUUCAAUGAGCCGGGUUCCAGCCUGGUUUCCAGAACCAGAGUGAAAACACUAGCGAAGGACACAAUUAUGGCUAACGCUAGAUUCUUUGACGGAGAUCUCUCAAAAGUGCCCACCAUGGCGCUGACGGUGGGAGUUGGCACCGUCAUGGAUGCAAAAGAGGUCAUGAUUCUUAUCACCGGAGCACACAAGGCGUUUGCUUUGUACAAAGCAAUAGAGGAAGGCGUCAAUCACAUGUGGACGGUGUCUGCCUUCCAGCAGCACCCGCAGACUGUUUUUGUAUGUGACGAAGAUGCCACCCUGGAGCUGCGGGUCAAGACUGUGAAGUACUUCCAAGGGAUGAUGCAUGUGCACAACAGACUGGUGGAAGCACCUACUUCACAACCGAAGAAGAACUGAAGAGACCUCUUAUUAAUAAGAAAUGAGCCAAAUAUAUGAAAAUACACUCCAAUCAUUCCUCAUCCUCUAUCUCCAUCUAGAGAUAGUUGUGAACAUUUACACUAUUUCUAUUGGUGCAGUGUAGGCUGUCAGGUUUUUAUAUUCGUUCAUGCAGCCUCAAACUUUUUCUGUUUAAUAAAAGGCUUGAUU
Cyprinodon variegatus (sheepshead minnow) is the source of this 1020-nucleotide messenger RNA. RefSeq names its product glucosamine-6-phosphate isomerase 1 (gene gnpda1). Gene Ontology annotation, cellular component: cytoplasm. Bases 1 to 831 code for a protein of 276 amino acids. NCBI's taxonomy places the organism in Eukaryota, Metazoa, Chordata, Actinopteri, Cyprinodontiformes, Cyprinodontidae. The record is from RefSeq and is a predicted model, not a curated record. Gene Ontology annotation, biological process: N-acetylglucosamine catabolic process; D-glucosamine catabolic process; carbohydrate metabolic process. The transcript is spliced from 6 exons. Gene Ontology annotation, molecular function: identical protein binding; glucosamine-6-phosphate deaminase activity.